GGCUAGGGAUUGGCAGAGAAAGCGGUGGCGGGGAGUUUUCGAGAGUUUCAACGCGUCAUCUGGAAUCAGCUGUAACCUCCUAGCCAUUUACUAUUCCACACAAUCGAUUGCGGCGAACGAUGACGUAAUAAGGAUACGAGGCCAGGAUACGCACUCUCUGACGAGCAGAGGAGGAACGCGUUCAUCCACUGGCGACGGUGGUGGUGGAUGCGUGGCGCCCACCAGAGAGAGCCGAUCCGUUCUUGCUCUCGCACGACAAACGAAGAACGAAGAGGGAUAGAGGGGACAGGGGGUUGAGAGAGCGGUAUAAAUGUAGCUCGCGCAAGUUCCACCAAUCAUUCGCCCUCUGACCUCGAAACUCUUGGAGCUCUUUCGCCUCUCUUCAAUUACUUGGCGGUAUCCGAGAAACGUACGCUGCUACCAGCCGUACGUACGCUACCACUUCGAGCAGCGUCCCUCGUGAAGAAGAGGAGGAAGCGGUACCAAAGGACGGAACAGACGCGGGACCAGUACUAUCGUGGUUACACAGCGACGGGCAGUAGAACGAAAGGUUCCCUUAUCAACAAGAUGACGAUCACAUUUGUACAACGAUGCAUAAUCAUCUUCACCAUUGUCGUGUGCUACUAUCAGUCUUGGGUCAGCGCAGUGGACUGCGAGAAACAUCCGUAUGACAUUUCCUGCCGAGGUUCACAGUUAAGGAAACGUUUGCUACCAUUGCCUAUCAUGCGCACCAUAAACUGCGAUGAGACUGAUUGCAGCAAGCUUCCUAGAAUGAAAUUCUUGAUCGCAAUUCUCGAUGACAAUCCCAGAGACGUCUAUCAAGCUGCGCCUUUACCUCUUCAUUCGAAGAAGAAGCUGGCGCAGGUCGAUCAACAGGAUGUGUAUAUGGACUAUUAAUUCGGCGAUUGCAGGAUUAUGCCCUGCAAAGAGAUAACCGACCGAUUGACUACUUUCCAGACAAAUCACUCUCGUCCGUUCGAUUACCUUUUAUUACAUUAUCCGGCCUAAUUACAACGUGUUUUUCUUGAUUCUAUCCCCAAUAGAUCUUUUUCUCUCUUCUUCCUUACUUCUUGCAAAUUUGAUGAAGCGAAAAAAAAUCAAAAUGCGCGUGUGCACGCUUGUUGUUCCAGCACCUUGACUUCUCGAUAAUAAAUAUCUUGACUAGCAUGGAAAAAGAAAGGCCAGUUUACUAUCUUGUAGAAUGGACACACGCAACACGAUUACGUUUCAUAAUUUUUUAAUUUUCUUUCAGUAUUCAUUCUUAUAUUUAUAUUUUUAAAUAUAGUAUAAAUUUUAAAUAUAGAAAUAUUAACACUCUUUAGAAAUAUAUAUAUACAUAUAUAUAGCGCAUUGAAUAUUCUAAUUUUUACUAAACUUUACAGAAAUUAAUCGCGAAGAAAGUGUGUUUACAUUUACUCGUCUUCAAUUCUUACUUUUUUACGCAAUAAUAUAUUUUAGCUCGUCUUGUACACAUCUACCGAUGAAGAAAUGGAGCAAAAUGUUAUUUCACGAAUUAUUUGAAUUAUUCUUCCGAUUGUUCCGCAAAUAUACUCUUGCGUUAAAAGGACUAGAAAUCAGUGGAUCAAUUUCUUUUGGAUCCAUAAUUAUGUGUGCAUAAGAUCGUUAUGCAAACGGCAAAUCAAGUUCUUGUACAUAAAAAAAAGAGAGAUGUUAAAACAAUGUUAUGUGUGAUGUUUCAGAAUGUUUCAUCUACAUUUCAAAUAAAAUAUAUGUACAUACAUACUUGAUAAGAAAAA
Molecule: messenger RNA, 1757 nt
Organism: Cataglyphis hispanica
Lineage: Eukaryota; Metazoa; Arthropoda; Insecta; Hymenoptera; Formicidae
Exons: 5
Coding region: 568-897 (109 amino acids)
Source: RefSeq, a predicted model, not a curated record